Molecule: messenger RNA, 4672 nt
Organism: Zerene cesonia (dogface butterfly)
Lineage: Eukaryota; Metazoa; Arthropoda; Insecta; Lepidoptera; Pieridae
Product: ankycorbin
Exons: 8
Coding region: 352-4359 (1335 amino acids)
Biological process (GO): protein localization to ciliary inversin compartment
Cellular component (GO): ciliary inversin compartment
Molecular function (GO): protein binding
Source: RefSeq, a predicted model, not a curated record
UCAAAUAAAAAAGCACUCGUGUCUAAAGAUGAAUUGCAGGCUUUCCCACUUCCCACCUAGCGAGUUACCAAAGCACGCGAUGUUAUGCGGAGCAACGGGCAGGCACUGCCUUGUAAACAACCCGUCAUGUAGCCCGCAAAUGAUUCCUUCAACGGUUUAAACCAAUCACAUUCAUGAAUAUAACCAUUUCACUAAUCGAUACACGUUUGAUACAUGCGUUCGUGUGAAUUCUUAUAGCCAUCUUCAAUUCGCGUCCGUGAUCGAGGACUACGUAGUGCCCUGCACUAUUGCGCUUCGAGUGGCGCAGGGGCGAGUCAAUCAGCGCGUGCUGCCUGUGCCGACCGCGUGCUGAUGGCAGCGCCGGCGCUCGCUGACGCACGUGACGCGGAUGGCCUCACUCCUCUACACCUCGCUGUCGUGCACGGAAACGUUCCCUUAGUACAAACCCUCCUCGCUGCCGGCGCUGACGUGAACGCAAAAGACAACGAGCACCAUACCGUUGUUCACUGGGCCACUGUGUGUGGUGAGGUCGGUGCACUUCGAGCGGUGCUGGCGGCAGGCGCUGACGCAGCCACGCCUGACCAACACGGCGGGUAUCCUCUGCAUUACGCGGCGCAGAUGUGUGGAGCACCAGCUGCUACAGAUCAUCAAAGUCGUGGAGCUGCUUUAGAAGUUUUACGUGCUUUAGUAAAAGAAGGCGACGUAAGAGUUGACGUGAGAGAUGCAGAUGGCCGCACGCCAUUACUAUGGGCAGCGUCUGCGGGUUCUGCCUCCGCAGUGCUGGCCCUACACCAAGCGGGUGCUAGAGUUGAUGACGCAGACAGGGAUGGAUUAACUGCUCUUCAUUGUGCGGCAGCAAGAGGACAUACUGAAGCUUUAGAGACAUUAGUAGGUCUUUGCGGCGCUCGCGUUGACGUAGCAGACUCUCAUGGUUGCACUCCAUUACACUACGCGGCUGCUUUGGGCCAUGCUGAUGCCACUUCAGCUUUGCUAGAACACGAAGCAGAUGCUCACCGUCAAGACCGAAGGGGCCGGAGCCCAGCUCACACAGCUGCUGCAAAAGGACAAAUAGAGACAGUUCGGAUUUUGGGAGCACGAGGUGCAAAUUUGUGGUUACGUAAUUCAAAGGGCGAUUUACCUUUACAUGAAGCUGUUGCAUCGGGUCGUAGAGAGUUAGUUAAGUGGUUAUUGGAUGGAAGACCAUCUCAAGUAAAUGCAACGAAUCAUGAAGGGCGUACUCCAUUGCAUAUUGCUGCUGCUACAGACAAUGCCGAUCUUUGUCGUUUAUUACUAGACCGUGGUGCAGAAGUAAAUUAUGUUGCGAGAUCAUCAAAAAAUGAACCGAUAACUCCUUUAGAUUGUGCAACUAUUCGAGGACAUCGUUCAACGGCUAAAUAUAUACAGAUGCAUGGAGGUUUGCCUGCAUCUAAACUACCGAAUACUCAAAUAAUAAUUGAUAACACCCCAAUUUCCAAUUUACCAACAAGACGUGUGACAAGUACAAAAAUUGAUUUAAGGGAUAAAAUAAGAAUAGAAAAACGGGAAGUUGUUGAAUUAUCAAGUCCAUUACCAGAAAGGAGGAGAAUAAGAGAAGCGAGCGAUUUCAAUUCUGAUAGCUCCGAAGAUCAUCGAACUUCUCAUAGACGUCAUGAUAAUAAAUAUUGCGAGCGUAAAAAGAGAUUAAUUGAUAGCAAACAAAAAAGUUUUAGUGAUGGCUACGAUUCUGAAAUAGACGCGUGUUGUAACCAUGCAUAUUAUAAACAAAAAAUAACGAAAGGGUCUAGGUCUCAUAAAAGCAGAUCUAGAAGUGAACCUUCUAAAAGAAACAGAAAUAGCCCUCGAUACCAUCGGAGAUAUCGAUCCAUCUCUGACAGUUCUUCUGAAAUAUCAAGUUCUCAAGAAAAAAAGAGAAGUAAACGUCACAAAAAACGAAAUAAAAAAAAGGUAAACUCUACAUCAGAUAGCAGUACAGAAUCGAGUGAAAGGCGCAGUACAAAACGCAAGGGUAAGAAGACAUCCAUACACAUAGAAAAUGAUGAUUUAAAACAAAGUGUAAAUAUUGUUAAAUAUAAAAAUAUCGACUGCCCUGAAGAUAGCGAUACACGUGAAAAUUUAGAACGAAAUGUUUCAUUUGAUGAACCUUCGCUAAUAAAAGGUAUUGAAAUCGAAUCAAGUAAAGAUCAACAAAUUUUAAAUAAACAAAGUGAAACAGAAACAGACACUGUUUCAGUUAAAACUAACAUGGUUGUAACUGAAGCUCAAAUUCACAUGGAAAGAGAAUCUAGUCAACACGGAAGUUCAGAAUUAACCGUCACCGUUGAUUCCCUUAAUAAUGUUUCUAUAGAAACAUCGAACUUAUCAGUAACACAAACCGAUUUGAAGGAGAUACCAGGGGAUCAAAGAGAUAAAACUAUUGAGCACGUUGAAACAAUUACUAAUGAAAAAGAAGAAACAAAAUUUCCAGUAGACACUACAUUAGAAGUAAAAGAGGUGAAGGAAUCCAAAAUAGAACAGAAAGUAAGUGACGAAAUUAGUUCUCCAGAUAAAGAAAUAGGCGAAAAAGACAGUUCUCAGCUCCAGUCCACCAGUAUGAAUGAAGAAGAACCGACACUAGAUCAAUCUCAAGAAUCAAAACAAGAAGAUAAGCAAAAAGAAAAAGAGAGCUUGUUAUCCACAUCUGGUGAAGCAAGUGAAACAAGUCGCAAGAGAUCUUUUCAGGUAUUAUCGGGGCCAGAAAAAUCUUCUUCAUCAAGUAAAGAAAUGCCUCAAGAUACGUUAUUAUCGGAUGCCAACAAGGAUCAAUCUGAAUCACAAGAAAAAAGUUCACCGAGUGUUUCAUUUUCAAAUAAGGACGAGAUUUUUAAAAUAAAAGAUUCAGUUGAAUCUGGAGACACCAAAAAAGAAUCUCAAGAAGAAGUAGCACACAAAAAGCAGGAAACAUUAGAUGAUAAAAACAUUGAAUCGUUAUCGUUACAAGACGUUACUACAAACGUCGGUAGCCAAAUAAUUGAUAAAGGUAUUUUGUCUAUAAUAAAAGACGAAGGGUCUGAAGUUACUGAUAUUAAUUUAUCACUUACAGAUACAUCUCCAAAAUUUCAAAGGAAAUCUUUAAAAGACAGUCACACCAGUAGCAGUAGAAAAAGUAGUAUAUACGAAACUGAAAGUUAUAAAGUGUUAUCGGAAACGACUGGAGUCAUUGAUUCAAGUCCAGGUAUUUUAAAAAAACGAACUACUAUUGAAGAUACUUUCUACGACGAAGAUAAAGAGGUUUUGCACGAAAAAGUAAUACGUCAGAGUACAUACGGUAGAGUGCCGAGCGUAAGCGAUAAUGAAAUUUACUACAGCCAUUCUGAAGCAAAUGGUAAACGAAAAAGAUUUAGAAAGAAAGGUAGAUCAAGAAGCCGUAUCACAAUACGGUCAAAAAGUGAAAAUUCCGAGAGAGGAUAUGAGUCUAGUGGAGUUAUGGAUUCCGGAUUUGAACCAAGUCCAAGGCCAAUCCAACGUUGUAUUAUAAGUCCUAGACUCAAUGCGUAUUAUGCACAACGGAAAUCAGGAGGAAAAUUCAUGGGAAAAUUUGACAGCAAAAUUCCUGUUAGGAAGCCAGGAGACAAAAAUGCGGUAGAUAUGAGAUCAGUAACACAGCGUAUACAAACGAAUAUGAGAAGGUACUACUGUGAAAGAAAAAUUUUCCAACAUUUACUAGAACUGAAGCGAUUACAAAUAAGAACAAGUAAAGCAAACGAAGCUGUACUGGUUAAAAGGGCCAUUGACGAAUAUAAUAAAUCAAGCCUAGCUCAUGUAGGCUUGGGAUCUUACAAUAGCACUGAUUAUUCAUUCAGCAGUUUUGAAAAAUUCUUGUAUCAUAGUCUACGAAAGUUACAAAGAAGCGGAAAAAAACAUUUAGAUAAUUUGCCCGAAAAACCUAUUGAUUUUGACUAUGGUGAAAGUGAAUUAUAUAAAAUGAGCGCUAUUCCAGACAACCCAUGCUUGUGUACUAGUAAAACACAUCGUUGUUUCCACGCAAUUCAUGCCUACACUGGAAUUCCAUGUUCAGCUUACAUUCCAUACAAAUGGAACCAUCAUACUAUGCCGAAACCCGCUACAGCUGGUCCACCGACGAAAUCUAAGAACUUUUUACCAAAAAUUAAUACUAAGCCUUCGACAAGUUCGGGAAAAGCUCAUGUUACUCUAGAAGUAUCCCACGGUACAGAAAAACAGUUAAUAGCACUGCCGGCGGAACGACUUGAUAAAAAUAAGAGAUAUUACGUGACAUUUACUGUUAAGGGCUCUGAACCUCCUUCUGAUAAUGAUAACGCAUCACCAACUUCAGCUAAAGUAAAUAGUGUACGAAGUGAUUAACUAAUGGUUAUUUACGUGGUUGAUUCUACUUAAUAAUAAUAAUAAUGACAAAAAUGUGAAGUUACAAAAGCACUGCCUGUAAAACAAAUGUGAUCUAUUAAUGUCCCAGAAAUAUAAUUCCGUCCAUGUAAAAAAUAUUUUUCUAAUGGCGUAGAUUAUAUAUAAAGUUAUGAUAAACAAUUAAGAUGAAUUAAUAAUUGUUCUUUGUUGUUCUAGUCUUCCUGUGAUAAUGUUUUAUUGAGCACAAGUUAGAUAUAGAUAUAAUAUGUUGUCAGCACCCGACAUGGAGUUAUCAAAUACUCAAAAUAAAAUA